Messenger RNA from Aspergillus ochraceoroseus IBT 24754, 2841 nucleotides. RefSeq names its product putative C6 and C2H2 transcription factor RegA-like. The transcript is spliced from 8 exons. Lineage: Eukaryota; Fungi; Ascomycota; Eurotiomycetes; Eurotiales; Aspergillaceae. Gene Ontology annotation, biological process: regulation of DNA-templated transcription; DNA-templated transcription. The coding region runs from base 90 to 2834 and encodes 914 amino acids. Gene Ontology annotation, molecular function: DNA binding; DNA-binding transcription factor activity, RNA polymerase II-specific; zinc ion binding. The record is from RefSeq and is a predicted model, not a curated record.
CAUUUCCCGUCCGUCCCUCUUUACUUCCUCCCCCUCAAAAUUUACAUCCUCUGUAUCCUCCCCUCACAUACAAAUGCUGUCCUUCCACCAUGUCCGAUGACUCGCAGCUCCAGUCUACCUCCAAAUCGCGUCAGGGCUACUUCAAAUGCGGAUUUGGUGCCUGUCGCAAAAGCUAUAACCGUGCUGACCAUCUCAUCCGACAUGUUCGAUCACAUACUCGAGAAAAACCGUAUGUGUGCCAGGUCUGCAAUAAGGGAUUUUCCCGACCGGACCUGUUAAAGCGCCAUGCGGCUGGCCAUAGCAAUAGCCAUAGCCAUGCCCCCGAUCCCAGUCGAAAGCGACCGGCCUCAUUCGCGAAAAACGGCCGCGUAUCCCAGGCCUGUAAAGCCUGUGCGACCUCGAAACUGAAAUGUGACGAGGAGAAACCCUGUCGUCGCUGCCGCAGUCGGAAGCUCCACUGCGAUUGGCAUGAUGGGAUCUCGAACGAGGCUCCUGGGUCAGCAGAGCAACAAGCUUUGAAUGACGUCCAAGAUGACGACGACCACGACCACGACCACGACCACGACCUAACUUCGCAAAUCGAUUCCCCUCCCCCGCAGAAUGCCAUUUCGUCUCCGAUUCACCGGGGUCUUGAGAAUAUUACUGACCCGGGCAGUUCCCGCCAUAUCGUCACACCAGAUGUCUCAUUGGAGAACUACCUACCUCUGCAACCGAAUUCCGCCCCCGAAGACAUCAUCAUGUCGGUGGCAUACGAGGAUAACACAGUCUCUCCGCUUAUGGAUCAUGACAGCGGCAUCUUCAGUGUCGACGGAACCUUUUUCCCCGAAUUCAUCCCCGACUCGUUGGUCAUGCCUCUAUCGCGACCUGGCGAACUCGACCCAGCAGCCUUCCCUCCGACGGAUUACAUGCAUGGCCUCUUUGAUCAUAGCCUGAGUUGUGACUUUGACUUGACCGAGAUUGACGUUGGCUUGAUUGACCGGUACAACGCUCAAGGCACGACGACGGUGAGUGCUAUGACUCAGGUCCCCGAUGAACCCAAUGAUCGUUUUGAUACAGACAGCGGCGGCAUUGCUCUCGGCGCUGAAGCCUAUCAACGCUCGUCGCUGUCAGCCUGGAAACCAGCGCACGAGGACCACGCUUUUGCCAACCAAGGCGAUCUAUCGGUCCCCAAAUCGAUCGACAGCCCGGAGACGACUGUUCGUGCAGACCGCCAAGUUCUUUGCGAUCGGCUCUCCCCCGGCAGUCGGGAUCUCAUUCUUGGUAUGGUCCUCCAAACUAGCCAACGGGCCAACUUGGGUCGAAUGAUGAAGUCGUUUCCAAGCACAGAACUCCUCGAUAGUCUCAUCCAAGACUUUUUCGCUUUUCAAAGCCAACAGGUCGACACGUGGAUUCAUGGGCCUACGUUUCGCCCCAAUGAGCAAAAUGCCGAUAUGUUGUCUGUGAUUGCGGCCGCGGCCGCAGUUCGGUCAACUGUCCCAACCAUCCGGAAGUUGGGUUAUGCGCUGCAAGAAGUAGCACGUCUACAGAUGUCUGUGAAGUAUGAGAACGACAAUACGACUAUCCGUGACCUGCGUGCAUCGCAGACCUUCGCGUUAGUGAUCGAUAUUGGAAUCUGGAGUGGGAAUAGGCGAAGGACGGAAAUUGCUGAAAGUUUCCAGCAGCCUUUGUUGACGAUGCUGCGUCGCGGACUUCGAUUCCGACGCUCCAUCUACCUCCCGAUCAUCCCACUGCUAGAGGAUACACCGGAAAUCCUGGAGCGCAAAUGGCGCGACUGGGCGGAACAAGAGUCAUUCAAGAGACUGGCCCAUCAUCUAUUCUUGCACGAUGCUCAAUCAGCCUUGAUGUUAAAUGUCAACCCCCUGAUUUCCUAUUCGGACCUCGAGCUUCCAUUCCCGAUGAUCCGUCCGUUGUGGGAAGCUAGAUCGGCAACAGAAUGGAGGGAUAUAUACCUAGCCACUGCAACUCCUGGUGCAGACCGACUACCGUCGCUGGUGGACACAUUGAGGGAUAUGUCGCAGUGGCAGGGACGGAUUGACUACCAGCUCUCAGGCUUCGUGAUUCUGCAUGCCAUGGCGGCGCUGAUUAGCGAGUAUCAUCGGCUGAAAAUGAUUUCCCAGGGCAACUCCAAGCACUGGAGCGCCCUCGUAAUCAGCUCACGACAGCAGGAGCUAUCUCAAGUUCUGCAGCAUUUCCGUAUGAUCUGCUGCGAAUGGGCGAAUAUGCCGGGACCGGAGAUUUCUCUGGUGUACGAGGUGAUCUCCAUGUUCCUCUUCAUGUCCCUGGAAGAAUUGCAGCUCUUCGCCGGCAAGGAGGACAAGAAAGAGGCGCGACGGGUGUAUAACAGUGCGUUGGAAUGGAUCAAUAGUGCAGACUCGCGUCGCGCCGUCUGGCAUGCCGGCCAAGUGAUCCGGGCCGCCAAGGCCAUGCCACCUGGAUCGCUAACCGGGUUCCUGGCCGUAGGCGUGUACUACGCCAGCCUUGCCUUCUGGUCCUACAGCGUGGUAUCCAAAGCACAAAACACUAAGGUGGCUGCCAGGAACCCGGAUCCGGACCCGCGUCUCCGCGACGACCGGUGGCCCAUGGUCUUCCUAGACGGCGAGGAAACCACGGACGUGCAGAAAUUCAUCUCCUUUGGCCGGGGGUGUCCGGCUCUUCACGGUCUCCAAGGCCCCGCAGUAGUGGCUGCUGAUCCUGGGCUGAUCAUGGAUGUAACACGGGGGCUUCUGCGGGCGGACGCCUCUCCCGACGCGCUGCCUCCGUUGGUUCAGGGCCUCUGCCAGUUGAUGAAGGAUUUGGGCACCGCGGCGCGAUCCAGUUCAGUCCCUUUGCCCUAAAUCGAAA